Molecule: messenger RNA, 942 nt
Organism: Papaver somniferum (opium poppy)
Lineage: Eukaryota; Viridiplantae; Streptophyta; Magnoliopsida; Ranunculales; Papaveraceae
Product: peroxidase 5-like
Exons: 3
Coding region: 1-942 (313 amino acids)
Biological process (GO): hydrogen peroxide catabolic process; response to oxidative stress
Cellular component (GO): plant-type cell wall; plasmodesma
Molecular function (GO): peroxidase activity; heme binding
Source: RefSeq, a predicted model, not a curated record
AUGGUUGGAACUGAUGAUGAAUGGAUUGAAUUGGCUGAAUUGCAAGAAGCUACUGCAAUGGAUUGGUGGGUGUUUAUAUUGACGAGAAGGGUUUAUGUCCAUGCAACAUUAGAAGUUGAUUUUUACAGCCAGUCUUGUCCUUCGGUUGAAAAAAUUGUUAGAUCAGUGAUAACAAAGGCUUAUUAUAACGAUUCUCGAAUAGCUCCUGCUCUGAUUAGGAUGCAUUUCCAUGAUUCCUUUGUUAGGGGUUGUGAUGGAUCUAUACUAUUAGACUCAACUCCGGGCCACGCGUCAGAAAAAGAAGCGAUUCCUAACCAAACCAUUCGUGGUUACGAAGUGAUUGAUGAAGCUAAAGCUAUGGUCGAAUCUCAAUGUCCGUCAACAGUUUCAUGUGCAGACAUACUCGCCUUUGCUGCUAGAGAUAGUACAACCCUUGCUUCAAAGAAAAUACUAUACCAAGUUGCAUCUGGACGUAGAGAUGGGAGGAUUUCUUUAGAGAACGAAGUAGCUACUAAUUUACCAUCUCAGUUCUUCAAUGCUACUCAACUCAUUUCAAAUUUCAAAUCCAAAAACUUAACAGCGGAAGAUUUGGUUAUUCUUACGGGUGCACAUUCAAUUGGAGUAGCACAUUGUGAAGCAUUCAUCAACAGGCUUUACAAUUAUAGCGCCGCAAGUGGCACUGACCCGACUCUGGACCCUGUUUACGCCGCAAGACUAAAGAGGAAAUGUCCUAGUAACACAACAAACUCUAGCAGUACUGUUGCACUUGAUAGUUUAACACCAAAACUUCUUGAUAACAUGUUUUAUGUAGGGCUUAUGAAGAAUUUGGGAUUGCUAAGUUCUGAUCAAGCUUUGCUAACUGAGGAAUUCCUACGAAUUAUGUGGAAACGAAUGCGAACAAUGACAAAUUGUGGGAAUCGAAAUUUGGUAAAGCUAUGGUGA